This is a messenger RNA of Lottia gigantea (owl limpet), 1424 nucleotides long. RefSeq lists its product as hypothetical. Gene Ontology annotation, cellular component: Golgi membrane. The record is from RefSeq and is a predicted model, not a curated record. Gene Ontology annotation, biological process: GPI anchor biosynthetic process. Gene Ontology annotation, molecular function: glycosyltransferase activity. NCBI's taxonomy places the organism in Eukaryota, Metazoa, Mollusca, Gastropoda, Lottiidae. The transcript has 2 exons. The coding region runs from base 69 to 1424 and encodes 451 amino acids.
AAAGGUUACAAGACUUAAAUAACAUAAUAUAGUUGAGACAGGGUUUACGCGACUCUGCACAACUCCUAAUGGAGUUCCUCACUGCUCACAUAAAGACGAUUCUUUCUACUACAUUCAGAUUGAGAAAUAAGAUGUAUAGUCUGAGACCAAGACGGACACUCAAAGAAGCCGUCCGAAAAGUGUUUCUGCUGACAAAACGAUAUUCAAGGGAUAUUAAGAAGCUUUUGAUCCUCUUCUUAGUGCAAUUUUGUGUCAUCCUUCCAUUUUUCUACUGGAACGUCCCAUGGAGUGCCUAUUUCAAAAUCAGAAAUCGAAAUGCAAACUUUGAUAAAUUAGCCACAGAGCAAAAUUUUCUCAGGGUGAAUGAAGCUAAGGAAUAUUUCAAAUCUCUGGACCCAAAAUCUUCACUUCGUUGGUAUGACAACGUUUUAUAUAACCAUGACAACGACCUUGACAUGGUGGUGGCUAUAAUAACAAUGAGUAGAAAAAAGAAACAAAAAGAUCUCGGAUACCUACUGCAAUCAACAUGGAAGAUGGAUAAAAUUGUCAAGGACCAAGAAAGGACCUCCAUUUUUACGUUUGUUUGUAACGUGGAUAAGGAUCCAAGUAAUUUCGAAGAAGCAAAUUACCUCCGCAGUUACCUCCCUUAUGUGGAACGUUUUGGAGGAUCUCGACCUUACGUUGCAGACGUCCCAAUUCCUGAUACAAAUCUGACAUUCCGAAAUUAUGUUUCAAAAGACAAAAGUUAUAUUAAAGAGACUAUUGAUUAUAGUUUUUGUUUAAAAGUGGCUAAAACGAGGAAAUCUAAAUAUGUCCUGGUUCUUGAAGAUGAUGCUGUAGCUAGAGACGACUUUUUACUUAUUUUAGAUCAUAUCUUCAAAUAUCGAUUUCAACACAACAUUAAUAUGCCAUGGGCAGCAUUAAAACUCUAUUAUCCCGAGAAAUUGUCUGGAUAUGCGUACGACCUCGAUCGUUUGAUUGAAUUGUGUUCGACUGGUAUCGUAGGUUCCACUAUUUUUACAUUCCUUUGUUAUUUGAUACUCGGAUUAUUCAAAACUUUCAAAAAGUUUAAUACAUAUCUAUUUUUUACCAUAGGAUUUAUUUUUACUGUUUGUUCUUGUUGUGCUAUUGGACGUCAAAAUAUUUUAGAAUUCCGUCGAUUUUUACCAUUUACAUACCAAGUGUUGAAACCUCCAAAAUUCGGUAGCGUAGCCACGUUAUACCAUUAUUCUAUUUUGGACGAUCUAAGCAAUAGCAUGUACCAUGAUGCCUUUAAACAGAAAAUGAAAGCUGAUUUUGCUUUGGCAAAUUUUAUAAAAAAUUCUAAAUUACCAGCUUAUAUGAUAUUUCCGUCCUUAUUCCGUCACAUAGGUCAUAUAUCUUCCUUACCUAAACCCAACGAGAAGGCAGUGGAGUUUAUCUAA